Messenger RNA from Trichophyton rubrum CBS 118892, 4172 nucleotides. RefSeq lists its product as uncharacterized. The transcript is spliced from 3 exons. The record is from RefSeq and is a predicted model, not a curated record. The coding region runs from base 687 to 3605 and encodes 972 amino acids. NCBI's taxonomy places the organism in Eukaryota, Fungi, Ascomycota, Eurotiomycetes, Onygenales, Arthrodermataceae.
CAGCAAGCUGGAGCUGUCUACCACUACGGAGUAUCGAGAGAAGAGAGCUGGCUGAUUUAUGAGUGCUCCAUAUGAGAUACAAAGUGCUGCUGCUGCCGCUGCCGACAGGAUAUUCGGGACCCGCUGCUAUUCCCGAAUUUUGAGACUGCCUGCCGAGCCCGGAGCCGCUGCGAUAUUAAUAUCCUACAUACUCCACAGGAUCUAGGCCCUCAUACACUUGCCUGGAUGCAUCUGCAAGAACCUCCUGUCCAUCUCCCCCUUAUCCCCUUGCCACCUAGAUCUGGAAGAGCGUGGCUUUGAAUAUUGGAGCUGUGCAUCCCCUAGUCCGCCUUUGUCAAUCUCUACUAGCACAUGCUCCCUCCCUGAUUGCAGCAUCAACAUACAAAAGUCCUUCCUUAGUCUCUCAUUUCAUCUAUAUAUUGUUGUUUCUGUCGCUAUCUUUGCAAUUCCCAUGCUAUGGUGUAUUGUCAUUUGACGCAGUGAAUCCGUUCUUGUAUCCUUUGACAGCGUCCCUUACCACCUUUUUACCCCUCCUCUCCCUUCUCUCUUCUGCUUCUAUCUCGGUAAGAUACUAAGUACCCGGCAUAUCUCGAGGAACACCUGGCAGCGACUGGGCAAAGGCACUCAUAUCAAGCAAAAACUUCGCACCCGGUUAACCGAUACACCUGCAACUGUAACACACAGCAAUGGCUCCCCAGGAAGAACUUGAUGGCCCAGAUUCCAUAUCCGAGGGCGAUUUGGAAUUCUAUCGAGAUGCACUCGAAUUCCCCCAUGAACUCGAUGAUUCUAUUCAACGGCCUUUGUCCUCGCGUUCCGUCGUUAGGACCCCAAGCUCUAAAUACAGAGAUAAAACUAUCAUCAAGACGCUCGAUGAUGUAACACCACAACCCCAGGUCCUAGAAGAAGGAGUGAAUGAAGCCAGCGACGAUGUCAAUAAGACAAACAUAAGCGAACCCAGCGAGCUGCCUAGAGAGGAAGAUUUGGCCGACGAGCAAUCAAUCAGCUCCCAGAUUUGUGUCUCCCCUUCGUGGUCUAGAGCUGCUGACAAGAAAAGAAGGAAAAAAGACCAAAAACGACAAGAACAGGAUCAACGAGACUUGGAACGAAAAUUGGAGCACGAAUCGAAGAAACAGCAUAGCGGAACUUCUCGGAGAGAACCUAGGAAGCUGACCAAGCGGCCUCCACCAGCCACUUCUAGCAGGGCCUCCAGCGCCAAUAGUCGUAUGCAGCGCCCAUCAACUGCAUCUUCUUUUAGGUCGCUCUGGUCAAACAGAUCCUCUAGAGCCAGCUCAGUUCAGGGAUCUGAUACUGAUGGCCAGAAGCGGCUUUCUUUUUUGGACUCUUUCAAAAAGGUGCAAAAAGGCGGAGGAGCUUGGCGUCCGCGGAUGUGGUCGAAGAAAUUCAAAGCCAGAAACGCUGUGCCACAGAGAAGUCACGUAUCUGAUUCUGAAGCGCAGCUGGAAAGUGCCCCUAGACAUUCUUUACACACUGUCAAGAAACAUGGGGACCUCCGUUCUAUAGCCAGGUCACACUCCAAUGAGGAUGGUGAUGACCAGAUUACAAGUCCAGUUGUUCAAGCCGAGAAGCCAGGCCACUACCCUGAGGGUUUCCGUGAAUGCCACGAUGGCAAGGCUGACGCUUGUGAACGAAUAUUACAGGGAAGGCCGUCCCAACCCGGGAAUGGCCAGUCAGCCCAGAAAGGUCAGGGCCAGAGCUCUCCACCAUUCAGAGGGGUUGUUAUCGGGCCCAGUAGUAGUAAGAAACGGUCGGCCCGUGCCCCUAUCGCAAAUAACAUCGAAUCACCAGGUCCAAUCUCCCCGUCAAGGAUACCGUUUGCUUCCUCGUUCAAAAGCCCCGUGGCCGAGACCCUUAGAGACGAUAUCGGCAGCGCUUCUAUGGACCAAUCAUUUUUUGUAAAAAUUCCAAAAAACCCAACUCACGAUUUUGACAGGUCUAGAGAAAAUGCUGGCCAAACGCCUAAGAAGGAAGAGCAGGUGUCGCUUCAACCGCGGUCUCCCAAUAUAUCUAAGAAAAUCAACCGCAAUUUUGAUUUUCGUGCCUCUCCAAGAGCUGAUGCCAAGAAGCCUAGGGAGUUGUUUGAGGUUGUAGACCUUCCUCGUGAUAAUGACCCAGUAAUGGAGUCGAAUAACCAACCUGGUAUCCAUGAUAAACCUACAACUGAGGCACAAGAUUCCUCCUGCACUUCCGAUACAGCCGUUAUUGUCGAUGGCAUGCCCGUAGCUAGUUCAGAUUCCAAUAAUUACGAUAAUAAAACGAAGACGACCGUUAAUUUCAGCCGAACAGCGCGGCUGCGGCCAUCUCCGUUAUCAGGGCCUCCCCUCUUCAGCCCAGAACCCAAGGGUUCAGCAGCGUGCAACGGCAAUACUGAUCCAAUUUGUGCUGGAAUUGCACUUCAGCCAAUGGUCACUUCGCCAACUGGACAAGGGCGCCAACUUGCCGCCGAAUCAAUUCCAGCUGGAACCCGUCACCUUUCUCUUGACCGUUUUCUGAGACCUAGUAGGGCGAAGAAGGCAGCCAUAAAUGAGAUAGAUACCCCUCCUGCUAAGCAAGCAGUGCUUGAUUUUAAUGCAGGAACUACAAAUGACACGAAAAUUCCAGGUAAAGGUCAUUCAGACGAUCAGACUUCUACAAAUGUGGCAUCUAAGUCUGAUGGCAAGUCCAAAUCAAAAGUCAUUGACAGCGCACAAGAAGGCUCCCUCUCGCUUGGGAAUGGCGAGCAGAAAUUAACUGCUAAUGAUGGAAAUACGGCAAGGCCACGCCGUAAUUCGAUUGAUAUCAUCCAUAAGUUACGUCCGUCACUGGGCAAGACCGAGGCGAAGCUUAAAAAAAAGAGACCGAAUUCGACUGGGGUCGGUUCGAUCUCCACCUCAGUUGAGAAACCGCCGUCUAGUCACGCCAGUGGUCCAGUUGCUCCAAACUUUCCUCUUCCUUCUCCUGAAAACACAAGUCCGGGCCAUCCCUCUUCCCCUACCAGUAUAUCAGCUCUUAGGAGUAUGAAGGAAGAAGGAAAUAGCUACUUUACUAAGCCGGUAGGCAAGCCAUGGCUUGGGUCAGAUCAAAUUUCGAGCUCUUCUAGCUUGCUUGGAUUUUCCAGUGUGAGCCCCGGCUCAUCCAGAGGCAACCGCCCUACUAAUUCAUGCCAGCGUAUUGCGAAAAUGUUUGUAAUAUGCUGCAAAUGCAAGUUCUGGCAUGAUAUGCCAUCAGAUGCCUAUGCUAAGCUUGCGUUCCCUACUGUUGCGGCAUUGAAGAAUAAAUUGGUAACAGGGCCUACCCAAAGCUCUAGACACUCGGAGGAAGAUGGAGGUGUACGGUGGCCAAGUAUCUCAGAACCCUCCAGUCCACAGCUAAAUAAGAUGGAUGAUGAGACUAGGACCAGCAUCAAUUUGAUGGGCACUGGGAAUCGUGGUAGUAGGCAAAGCACAAACACGAUGAGCAGUGGCACAAUAUCCCCUCCAUCUGCCUUCUCCCGCUUCUCAUUCCUCAACCAGUCGGUCAUUAAGUGCUGUUGGUGUGAGCACAGAAUGUCCCGAACAUGCUGUGCAGGGUGGACCGCGCUUGUCCAGCUACGGGAGCGUCACCACUAAGUAGCUCCGGAGAAAAAAAAAUAUCCUCUGAGCAGAGAAAUCGCUUUUUCUUUGCUGGUCAUUCAAUUACGAUAUAUUUGAUCGACUACAUAACUGACGGAAGAAGAAAAGCUGAAAAGAGAGUAUCACCUUUAAGGACCCUGAUGAUAACUAUACCUACUGAUCACGCAUUACUCCUUUCUAUGGGGCUCGGUACUUUUUUCUUUUCUCUCGCUUUGAUAUUUACUUCAUGAUGAAAUGAUGAUGGACUGAAUUGAUUGUAAUUGUUUAGAAUUGCUUUGGAUCUUAUAACGUUUUAGUUGGCGCGGAUUUAUUGCUAUGCAUUUUGAUUUCGGGCUUAUCCGCUUGUAUUGACUAUUUUGAUUCCUGAUAAUUUCCACCUGACGAUAUUGUUGAAUUUAAUAACGUGAUAUAAAAGUACGAUAGAGCUGUCCCGAAACGGCCCCAUUUCCUGUCUGUUUCGCUGGUUAUUGCCAUAGUCAAAUAUAUUUGAAAUAUACAGGCUGAAAUCAAAUGAGAUCGAUUCAGCUGUAUUUCAAUAAGGAGUUAACAUCUGCACGUCUGAAA